AUAUUUAAAAAUCAUUGAAAAUAAAAAUUAACUCUCUCACCAAACACUCCUUUUCUGACAACUCUCUACCUCUCUGCACAAACUUUCCUUGUCUUUCCCUCUCAGUUUUGUCACUUUUCCCCCAAAAGUUUCCUUCAAACCUUUCGAUUCUCUCACCGAUCAUGCUUCAAAGCUUGCUCCCCCGAUCCCCCCUCACUUCCAACCCUAACGCCAUGAAAACUAAGCGCUCCGACGCUGAUUCCUCCGCCGACGAACCUUCCUUCAAGCGACACAACCUCUCCGGCGCCGACGAAGCUGAUGAGGAACAGGCCUUCGAACCUGAAGCUCAAGGUGAGUCCACCGGUCUCAAACUCCUAGGGCUUUUGCUUCAGUGUGCCGAGUGCGUUGCCAUGGACAACCUCGACUUCGCCAACGACCUCUUGCCUGAGAUCGCCGAACUCUCCUCGCCGUUCGGGACGUCGCCAGAGCGCGUUGGCGCGUACUUCGCUCAGGCGCUGCAGGCCCGAGUGGUGAGUUCCUGCCUCGGUACGUACUCUCCGUUAACGGCCAAAUCGGUAACCCUGACUCAGUCGCAGCGAAUCUUCAACGCGUUUCAAUCCUACAACUCGGUCUCGCCGCUGGUGAAGUUCUCGCACUUCACCGCGAACCAGGCCAUCUUCCAGGCCCUGGAAGGCGAGGAUCGCGUCCACAUCAUCGACCUGGACAUCAUGCAAGGCCUUCAAUGGCCAGGAUUGUUCCACAUCCUCGCCUCUCGCUCCAAGAAGAUCCGCUCCAUGAGAAUCACCGGGUUCGGAGCCUCCUCCGAGCUUCUGGAGUCCACAGGUCGGAGACUCGCCGACUUCGCGAGUUCGCUUGGGCUUCCCUUCGAGUUUCACCCGGUGGAAGGUAAAAUCGGGAGCGUGAGUGAGGCGAGUCAACUCGGCGUUAGGCCGAACGAGGCGACAGUGGUGCACUGGAUGCACCACUGCUUGUAUGAUAUAACUGGCAGCGAUUUAGGGACGUUGAGAUUGCUGACUCAGCUUAGGCCGAAGCUUAUCACGACCGUUGAACAGGAUCUCAGCCACGCCGGGAGUUUCCUCGCGCGCUUCGUGGAGGCCUUGCAUUAUUACAGCGCGUUGUUCGACGCGCUCGGGGAUGGGUUGGGUGUGGACAGCCUCGAGAGGCAUACGGUGGAGCAGCAGUUAUUGGGCUGCGAAAUCAGAAAUAUUGUGGCAGUGGGGGGGCCCAAGAGAACGGGUGAGGUUAAGGUGGAGAGGUGGGGGGACGAGUUGAAACGGGUCGGGUUUCGACCGGUUUCUCUCCGGGGCAACCCGGCUGCACAGGCGAGUUUGUUGCUUGGAAUGUUCCCUUGGAGAGGGUACACGCUUGUGGAAGAGAAUGGUUCUCUGAAGCUUGGUUGGAAGGAUCUUUCUCUGUUGAUUGCUUCAGCUUGGCAACCCUCUGAUUCGGUUGAAAUCAUUUGAUGAUAGUUUUGUUUGAACUUGAUGGAUGGGUACCCCUUGCUGCUUUCUGUGCUGCAACCCCCAGAAAGGACAUGGUAUUGGGUGGCAGAGAGGAGAAUCUUUUUUAAGUUAGUGAAUUGAAAGUGCGAAAUGAUUGCAAGUUAAUUUUUUAAUUUUUAUUGAUUGUUUAAUUGAUUGAGAGUGGGGUGGAAGGGAGCUCCUAUUACAUGGGAAAGGAGGGGUGGAGUGUAUAAUAAUGAUUCAGCCCAAUGUCUAAUGUGGAGUGGAAUGCUGGGUAGGCUAAGCUUAUCUCGAAUGAAUAAUAAUAAGGGGCAAGACUUGGGAGAGAGAGAGAAUGACGUCUCCUUCACGUCCACUGGUUCUGUGGCAAUAGUGGGAUGGGGAUGGGGAUGGGGAUGGAGAUGGAGAUGGGGUGUGGGUGGCUAGGGAAAGAGCGCAGAGUGUACGGCCUACACCCACAGGAAAUAGAAUAGAAUAGAAUAUUUCUCCUACUGCUUACUGCUUACUGCUAGUCAAUUCCUCGUCUCUGCCCUCUGCCCUCUGCCCUGUGGCCCGUGGCCGAGCGAGAGCGAGAGCGAGAGCGAGAGCGAGAGUUCAGUCUUCAUUUUUCCUUGUGGACCUAACUUUUCUGUUAUAUUUAAUGAAUUAUUGCUUAUUUU
Messenger RNA from Abrus precatorius (Indian licorice), 2122 nucleotides. RefSeq names its product scarecrow-like protein 23. The record is from RefSeq and is a predicted model, not a curated record. Gene Ontology annotation, biological process: leaf development; bundle sheath cell fate specification; regulation of DNA-templated transcription. Gene Ontology annotation, cellular component: nucleus. The transcript has a single exon. Gene Ontology annotation, molecular function: sequence-specific DNA binding; DNA-binding transcription factor activity. Bases 162 to 1463 code for a protein of 433 amino acids. NCBI's taxonomy places the organism in Eukaryota, Viridiplantae, Streptophyta, Magnoliopsida, Fabales, Fabaceae.